AUGUCGUCCAGACCCAUUAAAGCAGGUCGGCGUUGUCUAUUUCAGGUAGGCAGUUGUCGCUUCUACUCCAAGAAAUACCACCCAUCACCUAUCACAUGCCACUCUUACAUCGACGAUGAUUUUCUCUCUCUAGUGAGCAAGAAACAGAUUGCCCAACACUUGAGCGAUUUAGGAGCUUUCCCUUCGUUUUCCAGCAUCCUAACGCCUCAACAUUUUUACCAGAACGAGGUAUUGAUGAAAUACUCCAAGCAAAAGCCGCAUCCGGUGUCGCUUCGUCAACUCGCAGGUUACGGAAAGACAUUGACAAAGCAGAAGAUAUUGGCGUCUGCAAAUUUUGUGAGGAUCGAAUUGCCCAUUAGAUUGGCCAUGCGAAUCAGAGAUUUGCAAACUUUGCCUUUUGGUGUGGUGAACAAUUUCCAUUUGGCCCAGAUUUAUGAAAGUUACUACCACUCUUUCAAUGCUUUUCGAAAAAUUCCGCAGGUGACUACGCUUAGCGAAAACGACGAAUUCUGUCGUAAAAUCAGUACUUUGUUGGACCAGCACGUUUUCAACUUAUCGCACUUGAUGAUGGGCGCUUUGGAGCUGUGCAUCCUAAACACACUUCGCCAAGAGGAACUAGAUAUGUUUAUGAGUUCGAUGCUUCGCUCACGUAUCAGUAGGAGAGUCAUUGUUGAGGAACAUUUAUCCCUCACCGAGAUCUACAAGAAGCAUCCUUAUCAAAGCAAACCACCCGAUUAUAUUGGAGAGAUAUUUCAGAGGUGUGAAGCACGCGAACAUUUCAAUAUAGUGGCCGACACUGUGAAGAAAUCCAUGUUGGAGCACUUCCCCAACGAGAAGAACUUGCCGGACUUGAACAUUGAAGGCGACGUCAAAACUUCAUUUCCCUUUAUGGUGCCACACUUGCAUUAUUUGUUUGGUGAAAUUCUCCGUAACUCGUACCAGGCGACAAUCAAAACUCAUGGCCUGUCUUCCAACAAGAAGCUUCCACCUAUCAAAAUCACCAUCAUAGAUACCAAGAAACAAGUAAUGUUCCGUAUAUCUGACGAGGGUGGUGGAAUCUCUCAUAAGAAACUUGCAUCAAUUUGGUCGUUUGGUAAGAAUCCGGAAUUGGCCAGACAGUCAUUGGCUAAUUUCCACAGAAUUCCAGGUUUACAAAUGUACUCAAAUCUUCAGGUGACUCCAGCGGGGUCAUCUAUUGUCGAUAAUCGGGACGCUCUUGGACUCACCUCUGUUGGUGACAUAGGACAGGUUUCCACGAAGGAGAAAAAGUCCACGUUGGAGCAGUUGACUACGAGGCCAAAUCAAUACAAGCUUGGACUUGGGUUGCCUAUGUGCAAAGUGUAUGCUGACUACUGGAACGGCGAUCUUACUAUGAACUCUUUGGAAGGCUACGGUAGUGACACUUGCUUAACAUUGAGCAAGCUCGGCUACCACUCUAGUGUCAACCAGUUAGACCGUGCUUAG
Molecule: messenger RNA, 1464 nt
Organism: Clavispora lusitaniae ATCC 42720
Lineage: Eukaryota; Fungi; Ascomycota; Pichiomycetes; Serinales; Metschnikowiaceae
Product: alpha-ketoacid dehydrogenase kinase family protein
Biological process (GO): protein phosphorylation; regulation of glucose metabolic process
Cellular component (GO): mitochondrion
Molecular function (GO): pyruvate dehydrogenase (acetyl-transferring) kinase activity
Source: RefSeq, a predicted model, not a curated record